Molecule: messenger RNA, 1680 nt
Organism: Echinops telfairi (small Madagascar hedgehog)
Lineage: Eukaryota; Metazoa; Chordata; Mammalia; Afrosoricida; Tenrecidae
Gene: HPD
Product: 4-hydroxyphenylpyruvate dioxygenase
Exons: 14
Coding region: 71-1252 (393 amino acids)
Biological process (GO): L-tyrosine catabolic process
Cellular component (GO): Golgi membrane; endoplasmic reticulum membrane
Molecular function (GO): 4-hydroxyphenylpyruvate dioxygenase activity
Source: RefSeq, a predicted model, not a curated record
CUUGUGUCCAGCACAUCCUAGGCCUCUUAUGCCCUAAUCUUCCCAACAGGAAACUCCUUCCAGGUCAACUAUGACAACCUACAGUGACAAGGGCGUGAAGCCUGAGAGAGGCCGAUUCCUGAACUUUCAUUCUGUGACCUUCUGGGUUGGCAAUGCUAAACAGGCUGCAUCCUUCUACUGCAACAAGAUGGGCUUUGAACCGCUCGCCUACAAGGGGCUGGAGACUGGCUCCCGGGAGGUAGUCAGUCAUGUGAUCAAGCAUGGGAAGAUUGUGUUUGCCCUCGUCUCUGCCCUCAACCCCUGGAACAAAGAGAUGGGCGACCACUUGGCGAAACACGGGGACAGCGUGAAGGACAUCGCAUUCGAGGUGGAAGACUGCGACUACAUCGUGCAGAAAGCCCGGGAGAGGGGCGCCACGAUCGUGCGGGAGCCCUGGGUGGAGCAGGACAAGUUCGGGAAGGUGAAGUUUGCCAUUCUGCAGACGUAUGGAGACACCACACACACCCUGGUGGAGAAGAUAAACUACACUGGCCGCUUCCUGCCUGGAUUCGAAGCCCCCAUCCUCAUGGACCCCCUACUUGCCAAGCUGCCUACCUGCCAUCUCGAGGUCAUCGACCACAUUGUGGGAAACCAGCCUGACCAUGAGAUGGCUUCUGCUUCCGACUGGUACCUGAAGAACCUCCAGUUCCACCGCUUCUGGUCUGUGGAUGACACGCAGGUACACACAGAGUACAGCUCUCUGCGCUCCAUCGUGGUGGCCAAUUACGAAGAGUCCAUCAAGAUGCCCAUCAACGAGCCUGCGCCAGGCAAGAAGAAGUCCCAGAUCCAGGAAUACGUGGACUACAAUGGGGGAGCCGGGGUUCAGCACAUUGCCCUCAAGACCCAAGACAUCAUUACGACGAUUCGGCACUUGAAAGAAAGAGGCAUGGAGUUCCUGGCUGUCCCACCCACAUACUACAAGCAACUGCGGGAGAAUCUGAAAUCAGCGAAGAUCCGGGUGAAGGAAAGCAUUGACGUCCUGGAGGAGCUGAGAAUCCUGGUGGACUACGACGAGAAGGGCUACCUGCUGCAGAUCUUCACCAAGCCCGUACAGGACCGGCCCACGCUCUUCUUGGAAGUCAUCCAGCGCCACAACCACCAGGGCUUUGGGGCUGGCAACUUCAACGCCCUGUUCAAGGCCUUCGAAGAGGAACAGAAGUUGCGCGGAAACCUUACUGACCUGGGCGCCAACGGGGUCAUGGCCAGCAUGUAGGCCCCACUGCCCGGGCUGACCCGCCAGCCAGGCCUGUCCGGCUCCCGGCCGCGUCCCGGGCCUGUGACCCCCCCACUUCUCCAACCCCUUGAACUUUAGAGAGCUCGACCUCCGCUCACCAGCCGGCUCCCUGGACUCGCAAGCUACGCCCACUUUAACCCCGCCCCCGUCCUAACAGGCCCCGCCCCGGAAGUGGGCGUGUCCGUGUUGGGGCUAGCUGUCCAACUGUUCUCUACCUGACCGGAGUCGGGAUGGAUCCGUGAUGGCUUCUCGCCUCCAGCGGGGAAGGACAGCUGGAAAACCGGGGGAUGCUGCUAAGAAUUGUGAAAUCAGGAUCUCGAGGGGCUUACCCUCUCUUGAAGGAAAGACAGAUAAUACGACACAAAGUAGCGGAAUUGCUGUUAAUAAAAGAAAGCAAGGUGACUUGA